Molecule: messenger RNA, 1815 nt
Organism: Salarias fasciatus (jewelled blenny)
Lineage: Eukaryota; Metazoa; Chordata; Actinopteri; Blenniiformes; Blenniidae
Product: protein FAM111A-like
Exons: 3
Coding region: 1-1815 (604 amino acids)
Biological process (GO): DNA replication
Cellular component (GO): chromatin; nucleus
Source: RefSeq, a predicted model, not a curated record
AUGAGCAAUGAGGAUGAGCACCAUCCAACUCACUCCAUCGAGUGGUGCUGGAGCGACAAGAGACCCACCACCAUCACCUGCAACAAGGCGGGAACAGUAGAGGAUCUGCUGAAGCAAAGCUCACAGUUCAGGGAGACAGUAGAGAAGCUCAAGCACAAAGAGCUGGUUAUUGUCAGGGAUGGAAAAGCUAUCAGUUCACACUUUCCCUGCAGUUUGAUAAAGAAUGAGCGUCUGACUGUGAAGUACGUCAAAGCCACAGACAAACCAAAGAAAGCUGUGAGCUUCUCUGCUCGUCUCCCCAGGAAGGCUCCGACUCGGGAGCUGGUGAUGUUUCACGUGUUGGCAAAGGGAGGUAAAAAUGUUGUGAGAAUCAUGAGAAAUCCAGCGCUGAAAACCAAAGUUCAGGAGGUCACGGUUUACGCGUACAAAGGAGAGAAAGUCAAGUAUGCUUUAAGACGAGAUGGACGCUUUCUCAACACCAUUUUCAAAAAAACCUGUGCGCUGGCGAACAUCAGCACUGAGGUGAACACUGAGAUGUCCAACCUUGUUGAUGGGCUGGAGGGGAAAACCUUCCAGAUCAUAAUGCUCAAUAAGUCCAGUCCGCCUGAAAGUCAACCUAUUGGUGAGGAUUUUAGUGAAUCUCAGCGGUCUGACUUUGAAGAACCUCAGACUAAUAGUGACACACAACCAAGAUCACUGUGCCAUGAGAUACCAAGAUCAGAAAUGAUGCAAAAGAAUUUGUCUUCACAGUUUCGAGAUUUAGUGAAAACCAAGAAGACUCCAGCUUCGAAGCUUUCCAGAAUUCAGAAUCUCUUCCGGGUGGAGUACGGACAAAAUGCUCAGAUGUGCAGGGAGGUGAAAACCAUGAAGAGACUGAUGGAUCUGAGUGAUUCAGUGUGUCAGGUGAGAGUCAACGGCAGCGCACGAGGAAGUGGAUUCCUCCUGUUUGGAAAGUUUGUGCUGACAAAUGGCCAUGUGGUUAAAGAUGUCUAUAAUGAGAAUCAAAGGCACCUUGAUGAGAAGGUGACUGUUCAUUUCUCUUUUGAGAGCCUGGAGGAGGUGGAGGGAGGGCAGGAGGAGGUGGAGGAGAUCGUCGGAUUUGAAUACCAGCCUGACGUGUCGGGAUGUGACUGGGCUUUGCUCAGGCUCAGAACCCAGCGGGCAUUACCCGACGGCCUUUUGGCACACUCUGGGUUUCUUCCACAAAGCGGUGGAAUUUGCAUUAUUGGGCAUCCAGAUGGUGGCGUAAAGAAAAUCGAUCCGUGUUUGAUCGUUAAACAUGAGAACCACAACCAGGUUGUGGAGAAGCAUUACAAUGAAAAUCAAGGGCAGAUCCACCUGAUUACCUCUCGUUUCUUUGAGGGUGUGGCGCAGUCUGUUCAACAGAACCAACAGGUUCUGACCUACGAGUCUUGCUUCUAUUUUGGCUCGUCCGGCUCCCCGGUUUUUGACCAACACUGCAAAGUUGUUGCGAUGCAUUCAGGUGGAUAUGCCUACCGCAGCUCACAGGGUCAAACCCAGAGUGUCAUAGAGUUUGGCUAUCCUUUGUCUGUGGUCAUCGAACGUAUGAUCGUCCAGGCCGUGGAGACGGAGCGGUUCGAUGUGUUGAAGGAAUACAUGGCAUGCGGUUGUGCUCAGCAGCAAACCAUCAUGGCCUGCAUGAAAAAACUGAUUGAGAGCAGGAACCUUGCAAGAUUGAGGAAUGCAGUCAACAAUGCAGUCAGCAGUUCAGUCACGGUGGAGGACGAGAGCUUGAAGGUGUUCUUUGAACUGGUCCUUCAGAAAGAUGAAACUGUGCCAAUGGAAAUAAACUGA